Poecile atricapillus (Black-capped chickadee) is the source of this 1059-nucleotide messenger RNA. RefSeq names its product keratocan. Gene Ontology annotation, molecular function: protein binding. The record is from RefSeq and is a predicted model, not a curated record. The coding region runs from base 1 to 1059 and encodes 352 amino acids. The transcript is spliced from 2 exons. Lineage: Eukaryota; Metazoa; Chordata; Aves; Passeriformes; Paridae.
AUGAUUCUAAAAGUCUAUACAAGCCUUUUGCUCUUAUUCUUGGUCAAUUCCGUGUGGACUCGAACUGUGAGACAAGUUUAUGAUGAUCUGGAUCCUGACCAUUGGUCUCACUAUACUUCUGAGUGUCCACAGGAGUGCUUUUGUCCUCCUAGUUUCCCCAACGCAUUAUACUGUGAUAACAAAGGACUUAAAGAAAUACCUCCAAUUCCAGCAAGAAUCUGGUACCUCUAUCUUCAAAACAAUCAAAUUGAAACCAUUUCAGAGAAGCCUUUUGUGAAUGCCACUCAUCUGAGAUGGAUAAAUCUUAACAAAAAUAAGAUCACCAACAGUGGAAUUGAGAGUGGUGUGCUGAGCAAGCUGAAAAGACUGCUUUAUUUAUUCCUUGAAGAGAACGAAUUGGAAGAGGUGCCUGCCCCAUUACCAGUGGGUCUGGAACAGCUAAGACUAGCUAGAAACAAAAUCUCCAGAAUCCCAGAAGGAGUCUUUAGCCACUUGGAAAACCUUACUAUGUUAGACCUGCACCAGAACAGUUUGUUGGACAGCGCUCUUCAAAGUGACACCUUCCAAGGACUCAACAACCUUAUGCAACUCAACAUAGCAAAAAAUUCACUCAAGAAAAUGCCUUUAAGCAUUCCAGCUAAUACACUCCAGCUCUUUUUGGACAACAACUCCAUUGAAGUUAUACCAGAAAACUACUUCAGUGCAAUACCCAAAGUGACUUUCCUUAGGCUGAACUACAAUAAAUUAUCUGAUGAUGGUAUCCCUCCAAAUGGGUUUAACGUUUCAUCUAUUCUAGACCUACAGCUGUCUCAUAAUCAGCUCACUAAAGUUCCACCAAUCAAUGCUCACCUUGAGCACCUUCAUCUUGAUCACAACAAAAUCAAAAGUGUCAAUGGUACUCAGAUAUGCCCAGUUUCCAUUGCCCUAGAAGAAGAUUAUGGUUAUUAUGGCAACAUCCCUCGCCUCCGAUACCUUCGUCUGGAUGGAAAUGAAAUUCAACCUCCAAUCCCAUUGGACAUCAUGAUUUGUUUCCGACUACUUCAAGCUGUUGUCAUAUAA